Molecule: messenger RNA, 258 nt
Organism: Protopolystoma xenopodis
Lineage: Eukaryota; Metazoa; Platyhelminthes; Monogenea; Polystomatidea; Polystomatidae
Source: the annotation of a GenBank genome assembly
AUGACCAACUUCUGCAGUAGUUCCACUGAGGGCCACAAAUGCAAUGGACUUGGACAUCCUCCGUGGCCCGGAUCUUUUGACUUUAUUUCUCGCAUUGGGAGCACAAGUCACCCGAUCUGGGACGACUUUGGCAGAGCUAUGUCGGGACAAGCUAUUUUCAUCGAAAAUCGGCGACAAUCUGUCCUCUCUACAUCGGUCCUGGGGCGGCACGAUCUUCCCAUCAUCAACUCCCAGGGCAUGGCUGCCUCGGGUGAAUGA